Colletotrichum karsti is the source of this 1413-nucleotide messenger RNA. Its product is annotated as acetylornithine aminotransferase. Gene Ontology annotation, molecular function: transaminase activity; identical protein binding; pyridoxal phosphate binding. The transcript is spliced from 3 exons. Gene Ontology annotation, cellular component: mitochondrial matrix. Bases 1 to 1413 code for a protein of 470 amino acids. The record is from RefSeq and is a predicted model, not a curated record. Gene Ontology annotation, biological process: arginine metabolic process. NCBI's taxonomy places the organism in Eukaryota, Fungi, Ascomycota, Sordariomycetes, Glomerellales, Glomerellaceae.
AUGGCGUUCCGUGCUCCUUUGCGACUUCAAUUGACCAAGUGUCAGCCGCUGCUGGCCGUCUCUUCUCGUUUCCACGCCCGUGCGCUGUCUUCUGCGACAGCCGCUGCCUCCAGUCUUCCCGAGGACGUCAAGACCAACAUCAACAAGGAAGCCUCCGUACCGAACCCCGAUCCCACCGAAGACUCCCCGAGCGCUACUCUCGUUCGCGAACAUGCGCCUUACAUGGUGGCCACCUAUGCCCGCCCGCCGCCGGUAUUCGUGAAGGGCCAAGGCUCUCUUCUCUGGGAUAUCGAGAACAGGCAAUACCUCGACUUCACCGCUGGUAUCGCCGUCAACGCCUUGGGCCACUGCGAUACCGAGAUCACGAAGCUCAUGACCGAGCAGGGUAGCACUCUCAUGCAUGCGUCGAACUUGUACUACAACCCCUGGACCGGCGCCCUCUCCAAGCUCCUGGUCGAGAAGACCCUCGAGGCCGGCGCCAUGCACGACGCCAACUCGGUCUUCAUCUGCAACUCCGGCUCCGAGGCCAACGAGGCCGCCAUCAAGUUCGCCCGCAAGGCGGCCAAGGUCAGCCAACCCUCGGGCGACAAGUUCGAAGUCGUCUCUUUCAACAAUGCCUUCCACGGCCGUACCAUGGGCAGCUUGUCUGCCACGCAUAACCCCAAGUACCAGGAGCCCUUUGCGCCGAUGCUGCCCGGUUUUAAGCUCGGCAAGUUCAACGACAUCUCCGCCAUCAACGAGACCGUCACCGAGAAGACCUGCGGAGUCAUCGUCGAGCCGAUCCAGGGCGAGGGCGGAGUCACCCCUGCCACCGACGAGUUCCUGAUUGCUCUGGCCAAGCGCUGCCGCGAGGUCGGCGCCGUCUUGAUCUACGACGAGAUUCAGUGCGGUCUCUCCCGCACCGGUACCUUCUGGGCGCACACCCACCUGCCCAAGGAGGCCCACCCCGACAUCAUCACCACCGCCAAGGCUCUCGGCAACGGCUUCCCUAUCGGCGCUACCAUCGUCAACCAGAACGUCUCCGAGAAGAUCAAGGUCGGCGAUCACGGCACCACCUUCGGCGGUAACCCCCUUGCUUGCCGCCUGGCCCACAACAUCGUCUCCCGUCUUGCCGACCCCGGCCUGCAGAAGGCCGUCUCCGCUAAGGCCGCCACCUUCAAGACCCGCUUCGAUUCUCUUCGCCAGCGCUUCCCGGAUCUCAUCAAGGAGGUCCGCGGUCGCGGUCUCAUCCUGGGUCUCCAGCUCACCCAGGAUCCUACCCCGAUCGUCAAGGCGGCCCGCGAGCGCGGUCUCCUGAUCAUCACUGCCGGCACCAACACCCUGCGUUUCGUCCCUCCUCUGACCAUCACCGAGCAGGAGAUCCAGCAGGGUCUGGACAUCCUCGAGGAGGCUAUUGCUGUCACCCGCUCAUGA